Molecule: messenger RNA, 2868 nt
Organism: Humulus lupulus (European hop)
Lineage: Eukaryota; Viridiplantae; Streptophyta; Magnoliopsida; Rosales; Cannabaceae
Product: protein DWD HYPERSENSITIVE TO UV-B 1
Exons: 10
Coding region: 475-2676 (733 amino acids)
Biological process (GO): cellular response to UV-B
Cellular component (GO): Cul4-RING E3 ubiquitin ligase complex
Molecular function (GO): protein binding
Source: RefSeq, a predicted model, not a curated record
UUAUUUAUUUAUUUAUAUACUCAAUACUUGCACACCUAAAAGUCAGUUUCCUUGUACCGUACACUCUUCAACCUCCACCUGCCAUUACUGUACGGUACUCUUCACCACAAGUUCCCUGCUCUUUUGUUCCUACUUCUUAUUGCUACCAUGUUUCCCUUAAUGAAGAAUGAUUAAAUUAUAUACUUAAGAAAAGAAGAAGAAGACAAGCCACCAUGCCCAUGAAUUUUCCCAGCUUAGAAGCUCGCAGUGAAGUGCUAGAACUUUUGGUGUUAAAAGACUUGUAGUUGUUCAUGGUUUGGAACUGGGAAGAGUUAUCUUAGUUCCUGCAAGAAGCAUUCGGUAAUUCCAAACUCAGCAGUGAAAUCAUGGUUUUCUGAGGCCAAAGUUCAUAAACCAAAGAAUGAGAAGUAUAGCAUAGCUGUUAUACUGGACCAGCUAAGGGAUGCUGAUAUAUCUCCACUAGUAGAUGUAAUAAUGGCCUUUGAGAGCUCUGAUAUGGAUGCAGUUGACUUACUUCAAGAAUCACAAGGUCGCCUCAGUGAAGAACACCUUAUGGCUUUGAUGCGUGCAGUUGACUUUAAGCUUCGAGUUGUUGAUCUACAGGAUAUGUCAUUGACCAAAGAGUUCUUGAGGGAUCUCUGUCAGGGAGGCUUGGCUUGUCAAGUUUUAAACUUAAGGACUAAUCAUAUUCAAAAGCUCGCCAUGUCUGGAAAAUUUAUACAGCUACACACCCUUAAUCUGGACUUUUGCACUGCACUCACCAGUUUGCAGCAGAGCUGUUUCUCUUGCAUGCCAAAUUUGUUACGUCUCUCAAUGUGCGAGACAAGAAUCACAAAUCUCUGGACAACUUCUGCUGCUUUAUUGAAACUUCCUUCUUUAAAAGAACUGCGGUUUCAAAAUUGUCUAUGCUGCAAGGACACAGGGGCAUGUCCAUCAUCUCGUGAGAAAGCAAGGUUUCAUGGCACUAAGAGUCAGUCCAGCCUUUGUUGCUAUGGUCAAGCACAGUCUGCUGAUAGUGAUGAUAUAUUUCAUUCUUCUACUGCAGGCGAAGCAGUUAGGGACCUGAUUUGUAAAGACGAUUCAACAUUAAUGAGUGAGUUUGGUAGCACUGAGAACACCAUGAAAGAAAAGCUUUCGAAAAACCUUCAAGAAAUUGAUUUGUUCAAACUAUCUACUGAUCUUCCUGAUUUGGAUGGAAGCAAAGAUUUUCAAAAUGAGAUUUGGGAACAAGGUGAUUUUUCUGCAAAUUUUCACAAGCAAGACUUGAAGAAUCCUGCCAUUACAUUAAGGAAGUAUAUAUCUCAUCACCCCUCACCAAUAUGCUUUGAGAAGCAUUAUCGAGACUACAUGGUUGCUUCAUUGCCUCAUCUAGAAGUACUAGAUAAUUUGCCUGUUACAAAGCUAGACAGAUUAGCUGCCAAGACUACUAGUCAAAAGUACUUUGAGUACUUACCUUAUAAAAGACAGCCAAAAGAAAGUGUUGUUAGUCUUUUGCAUAAGCGUGAGAUGGGGGGAAGUAAGACACGCAACCAGAAAAAGUCCAUGCCAAAACAGCUUCACCCUUAUCACAAUAACCAGUUGUUUUUCUCAAGGUCUCUUUGUGCUGCCAAACUCGGAUCUUCUGAAUGGCCACUCUUGCGCCCAGUAUCCAACUUUAGUGAAAAAUUUAAAGAAGAAAAUAAAAGGCCUCGUCCGAGGCAAUUUGAGUAUCAUCCUUCAGAUCCUAGUCUUAUGGUUUUUGGAACCUUGAGUGGUGAAGUCAUUGUAAUCAACCAUGAAAGUGGGAGGACCAUUAGUUAUAUCCCAUCCAUGGGAGCAAUGAGCAGUGUUUUGGGACUCUGUUGGCUCAAGAAGUAUCCAUCAAAGCUCAUAGCAGGAUCUGAUAAUGGCUCUUUGAAGUUGUUUGACAUCAAACAUACACCUCAAGAACGUGCAGAGUCCAGUUGUGGCUCCUCAAAUAUAACAUUCACAAGCUUUGAGCAAUUGACUUCUCUUCAUGUAAACUCAACAGACGACAAGUUUCUGGCUAGUGGAUACUCAAAGAACGUUGCUCUAUACGACAUUGACAGCGAAAAACGUUUACAGUUGUUCACUAACAUUCACCGAGAACCAAUCAAUGUUGCUAAAUUUGCUCACCAUUCCCCUCACCUAUUUGCUACUUCAUCCUUUGACCAUGAUGUGAAGAUGUGGGAUUUGAGACAGAACCCUUUGCAGCCUUGCUAUACAUCUUCAAGCUCGACAGGAAAUGUCAUGGUUUGCUUUUCUCCAGAUGACCUGUCUUUACUAGUGUCUGCUGUUGACAAUGAGGUUAAACAACUCUCAGCAGCUGAUGGGAGGCUCUUGAUGAUUCUUGAGAUAGCUUCAACAGGAAGUGCUUAUAACUAUACUCGUUCAUAUUAUAUGAAUGGAGGGGAUUACAUUAUUAGUGGUAGUUGUGAUGAACAUGUCAUUCGCAUUUGCUGCUCUCAAACCGGAAAGCGACUCAGGGAUGUCUACUUGGAGGAUUCGGAGUCAGGACACUCAAUGUUCGUACAGUCAUUAAGAAGCGAUCCAUUUAGAGAUUUCAACUUGAGUGUGUUGGCAGCAUCUACCCGCCCAAGCUCGAAGUGGGAGAUCAUCAAGGUCAAUAUGCUGGCAUCAUCCAAUUCUGAGGAACAGGAAGCAUUUUUUUUCUAGUUGCUACAGUCUGGGAGGUUGGCAUAUAUGUUGUCAAAGUACAUAUAUACAUGCCAAUGAUGUAAAUUGCAUAAUUUGUUUUUGGUAUUGUGCCUUUAAAACGAGAAAAACAACAAGGUUUUUUUAGGAUUGGUUGACGUAUCGUUCAUUUAAACGACAUUUGAUGAUGAAGCACAAACUUGGCCACGCUGA